AUGGCAUCCGGUAGACAAGCCCCUUUCGGGCCGCUAGGCCUGACCGACGAACAGCGCCAGCAUUGCAAGGAUCUCGCGUUCCAACUACUAGACCGCACACUGCGCAGCUACGACGAACAAGACGCCAGCAAAGAUCUUCACACUGGUUCGGCACGGCACCACAGAAACCUUGACAGGGCGCAUUGGAAGCAGCUCCGGACCCGCGCCAACGCAUCGCUCUACUGUGAACGGAAGCUUCACUCUUCUCUCCCUGGCGAUCACCCGGACAACGGCUGUGUCUUGCUCGCUGUGGGGACGAUCCAAAGCAGCCUUGACGAGGUCAUGUUUGGCCUGGAAACACCCGACUUCCUCGCGUUGCAAGUCCGAUCCGCGGUACUCGGUAAACAGCCUGUGGACGGAGCCACAUUGGCACAGCUCUCAGGACCCACAGAGACCGAUCCGUUCCAUUUCAUGGGCAUCAUGUGGAUGGUGGGGAAGCAGAGUUGGCCACUCAGCGCGGUAGUACGCCCGCGGGAUUUCGUCUACGUGUCUGCAACUGGCGUCGUGAUCCGCGCCAACGGAGAGCGCUUGGGGUACGAGGUUAUCCAGUCGGUCGACCUGCCGCAGUGUUCACCACUCCCAGCACCGAUGGUGCGCGGUAAGCUCAUGCACGGUGCUAUCUACAGGCAACUCGAGAAUGGCUCCGUGGAUGUGUAUAUAAAGAUGCACAUGGGGUCUCACGGUCGCAUCUUGAAUAGGCUGGUUGUUGCUGCGAUGUGGGAGUCGACAUUGGGCUUCUGGAGAGCUCCGCAACUGUCCGAGAUGAAGAAGCUGCAGUGGUGUAUGGAAAAC
Molecule: messenger RNA, 831 nt
Organism: Phytophthora sojae
Lineage: Eukaryota; Oomycota; Peronosporomycetes; Peronosporales; Peronosporaceae
Exons: 1
Source: RefSeq, a predicted model, not a curated record